Molecule: messenger RNA, 1352 nt
Organism: Notothenia coriiceps (black rockcod)
Lineage: Eukaryota; Metazoa; Chordata; Actinopteri; Perciformes; Nototheniidae
Product: bromodomain-containing protein 8-like
Exons: 11
Coding region: 360-1352 (330 amino acids)
Cellular component (GO): NuA4 histone acetyltransferase complex
Source: RefSeq, a predicted model, not a curated record
GGCGUGUACCAGCAGUGCUAGCUAAUAUUACAAUGAAAAAAUACAGUCUAUGGAUAAAACACAUUAGUGACUACAGUAAGCUUCAUGUUCUCUUCAGACUGUUUCUGAUAUAGCUUAGACUUAUGCGUUAGGAGUCUUUACAUUAAAGCCUAGCAUGUUAGAUUCAUGGUUAAUCUUUCAGUAACUAACAGCUCAGACACAGACAGCGGUGAUUCAGCGUGCUGCUAGCUAGACAGAAAACCCUUCAAAGGCUCAACACCGAUAACAGUCAUUGAUGUUAACGUCCAUCGUCUGAUGUAUAUCGUUGUCGGGUCUCGCCAUUGUUUUAUUUACUGCUGGGCUUCGAUCUACCGAGAUGUAUGGGAUGUCGGGAUGACAGGAAGAUGGCAAACGGGGUUGGAAAACACAAGCUGCUAGUCAUUGAACCAUCCGAGCCAUGGUCAGUGAGGGAGAAGCUGUGUUUGGCCACAUCUGUCAUGAAGAGUGGAGACCAGAACUGGGUGUCUGUCAGUCGAGCCAUCAAACCAUUUGCAGAACCCGGGCGCCCACCUGACUGGUUCUCUCAAAAGCACUGUGCCUCAAAGUACUCUGAGCUCCUGGAAUCAACAGAGGCCCCAAAGCGUAAGCGUGGUGAGAGAGGUGAAGUGGUGGAGACAGUGGAGGACGUGAUAGUACGCAGACUGACAGCUGACAGGAUUGAUGCACUUAAAAAGUUGAUAAAGGAAACACAGGAGAAGCACAGGAAGCUGAAGAGAGAGGCUGAACUGGUUAAAACAGGACACCUAGAUUCCAAACUACAAGAGUUAUGGGAAGAAAUUCUGCAGAAGCAGAAACUGGAGGAAGAGGAAGCAGAUUUGAAAAGAAAAAACACAAAUGCUGCUUAUCAAGACAGACAGGUGGCAAAGAACACACCAAAGCGAUUACCCGCCGUCACCAUGCACCCGCCCUCAGGUUGCAGCUCCCCGAGCCAGGAGUUCUCCCCAGGUGACGCGUUUGAGUGCUCCACCCUAGAUCCUGGAUCAACAAAAAAUGCUUCAGGAUCUUCCAGAUUAAUGACAAUUGCUGAGACUUGUGGACCCGAUAAUGAGGACAUCAGCCAUGGGUCAUUUCUGGACGACCCCACCCAAAAGAAGGCCCUGGUCCAGAAAACUACACCCCCACCAUCUCCACUCCUGUCCGAGUUACUGAAGAAAGGCAGUAUCUUGGCCACAAAUUCCAGACUGAUUGGGGAUGGUGAUGCUGGAAAUCUGACGGGAACACACGACUUGCAGCAGGCUCCGGCUAGUCAACCUAUCUCUCAAGCUACAGAAAUGAAUGAGAGCAAAAAAUAUGACAACAGCGACCUCUUGUGA